GAGUCCCCCUCUCAUUUCUUGUAAGUCUGGUGAUUUGAUGGUAAUACCCUCGGUGAGGUCCGUGCGAACACUGCAGCUUCUUUAAUUGUGGGGGGCGAAGAAGGAAACCCAGAACCCAGUGGUCUUGAGUGCUCUCUUUUCCCUACAGAGAUGACUGGCUAGCUGCUGUGCUGCUCCAUGCCCUGGCCCUCACUGCCCUGUGAUUUCAGAUAACAAACACAAGAAGUGACUCACAAAACGUGUGGUGAGAAACCAAAAGCAGCUUGCCUUGAGUCCUCAAGAUCACAAUCGACUGGUUGGUACUUCAUAAUGAUGCAUUAAGAAACUGGAUACGGUGCCAAAAGAACUCCAUGCAUUUCCACGAUACUCUUGGAUCCUGACUGAGAUACCUUUGGAUUAUAUAUAGAUUUCUGUUCCAAGGAGAAGAGUGCACGCUCACCUCCCUUUCUGCCAGCUUGCUGGCAGAGGUGCUUUACUAAGAUCAUGGACCAUCCCAAUAGGGAAAAGGAUGAAAGGCAGCGGACGACGAAAGGGAUGCCAGGGAGGAGCAGUCACGGCUCCCGGCCGAGCUCAUCUGCGUCUUCUGGUGUUCUUAUGGUGGGACCCAACUUCAGAGUGGGCAAGAAGAUUGGGUGUGGGAACUUUGGCGAGCUCAGACUAGGCAAAAAUCUCUACACCAACGAAUAUGUAGCGAUCAAACUGGAACCAAUAAAAUCACGUGCACCACAACUCCAUUUAGAAUACAGAUUUUACAAACAGCUUGGAAGUGCAGCUGAAGGGCUUCCCCAGGUUUAUUAUUUUGGACCGUGCGGAAAGUACAACGCCAUGGUACUGGAGCUGCUUGGUCCUAGCUUGGAAGAUUUGUUUGACCUCUGCGACAGGACGUUCACUCUGAAAACGGUAUUAAUGAUAGCCAUCCAGCUGAUCUCUCGAAUGGAAUACGUGCAUUCGAAGAACCUCAUCUACAGAGAUGUCAAGCCAGAAAACUUCCUUAUUGGCCGGCAAGGCAAUAAGAAAGACCAUGUCAUUCACAUCAUAGACUUUGGAUUGGCAAAGGAGUACAUUGACCCAGAAACCAAAAAACACAUACCUUACAGGGAACACAAGAGCUUAACUGGAACGGCGAGAUACAUGUCCAUCAACACACAUCUUGGCAAAGAGCAAAGUCGUCGAGACGACUUGGAAGCCCUUGGCCACAUGUUUAUGUAUUUCCUCCGAGGCAGUCUGCCCUGGCAAGGACUGAAGGCUGACACCUUAAAAGAGAGGUAUCAGAAGAUCGGGGACACAAAGCGAAACACUCCGGUUGAAGUUCUCUGUGAGAACUUUCCAGAGGAGAUGGCCACAUACCUCCGUUACGUUCGGCGAUUAGAUUUCUUUGAGAGACCAGACUACGACUACUUACGAACCAUCUUCACAGAGCUGUUUGAGAAGAAAGGCUACACCUUUGACUACGCCUAUGACUGGGUCGGCAGGCCAAUUCCUACUCCAGUGGGAUCUGUUCACGUAGAUUCCGGGACGUCUGCAAUAACGAGAGACAGCCACGUCCAUCGGGACCGGCCGUCACAGCAGGCGCUGCGCAAUCAGCAGGCGUCAUCCGAUCGCCGAGGAGAGUGGGAGAUCCAGCCCAGCCGGCAGACCAAUACCUCGUACCUGACAUCUCAUCUGGCUGCGGAUCGGCACGGAGGAUCAGUGCAGGUGGUUAGCUCGACCAACGGGGAGCUGAACGUGGACGACCCGACGGGGGCACACUCCAAUGCACCUAUAACAGCACAGGCAGAGGUGGAAGUGGUGGAGGAAGCUAAGUGCUGCUGCUUCUUUAAGAGGAAACGGAAGAAGACGGCUCAGCGUCACAAGUGACCGGUGCCUCCUGGGCCUUGCAGGAACACCACGUGCACCUGCGGCUCCUGCCCUGGCUAACUGGAAGGGGCUUCUCUUUAGGGGGAGGAGGAGGCAUAGGAGGAAGAGAAAAAAAAAAACACAAACAAGUGACAUUUUAAACCAAAAAGAGAAGAAAAUGUUCCAAAACAAACCACUCUCGGGUGGAUCUGCUGAAUGGUCUCCCUCGUUCACUCCAAGCCUGAUGCUCCUUUUGGGACCAGGACUGUGGCUGGCUCAGGUCUUGGUCGCCCCGGGAGGGGGGCUGGCUGGCUGACCCUCCUUCCCGUUGUUUACGGCGAAGGCAUCGUUCAUGCAAACCUGAGGACUGUGCUUAGUUCCUGCUCACUUUACCCCCCUCCCUCCCCUGCGCUCUCUGCUCCUCCGCCCUCCUCCCUCCUUAAUUAAGAAACGAAGCACCGUAGGCUCAAUUGGCUCUCGAGAGGGCAGGAGGAUGUGGUCGGGGCGCGAGAGUUGCGUGGGAGAAGGGCCUGACUGCUGCAGCAGUACGACACAGGUUCCCUUUUAGGCUCCUUGGGAACAGUUACACUGUAAUGUGCAAGCUGUGAGAAAUUUGCAAUCUACUGUUCCAGUUAGGUUUCCUGGCUCCCCUUGACACCUCCCUCCUCUGACGGUAACAGAGCAAUGUGGAUUGUUUUAAAGAAACUGACGUCGUUGCACUUUUUAUUAUUUUUAGCAUUACAGAUGCACAUUGUAUCUGUGGAUUUCUGCGUGGACCAGUGGUGCAAGCGCAGACAGACAUUCAGCUGGGAACGUUGGGGUGCAGAGUGCCCUCGAGUGGGGAUGUUGAUGACAUCCACACAACCCUUGUGCCAGUUUGGGGUUCUCGGAGCCCGCCCUGGGCCGUGCGCUGAGGAAAGCAUACUUGAAUUUUCAAUCACCCUUUCCAGCUGCCAGUGAAUGUCCCCACCAUGGUUUCCUACACCGUGCCUGACCCAAGCAGCCCACAGACAUGUUGGCAGCAGAGAGAGGCAGAUCAGGGUUAACAUAACUGGGAGCUGGUGCUUCCCAGACCGCAGGCAUCUCAGUGCAGGGCCAGGCAAGCACGCGGCCCUCCCCAGCCUUCCGGUAGGGUGGUUGUGAACACGCACCUUCCCUGGGGAAGUGUGAGGAGCAAAGCUUCCCAGGCAAAGUGGCAAUCCUUCACUGCCUUAAUACUGAUUUCAUCUCCAGAUGGUCGGAUGGCUUUGACUGGAACAGCCUUGACGUCCUCCCUGCGAGCUCCCAGCCCACGGGGAAGCCACGGUUUGCGUGCAGGCCAAACACACAGCUAGCAGCUAGCAGACAUGAUGGCUUGUGUCCUGCUGCCACGCUUCCCAACCCGGAGGAGGCUGAGGCUGCUCCUGGACGUGGCAGGGCUGUGGAAGAGCUCAGGCAGUUUUGGGGGAGUUUGUGAAUAAAUAGAUGCUCGUGCUCUGUGUUUCCAUGUGUGCCAUCUGACUGCACUGCAGCUGUUCGCUUGAGGGAUUUCACUAGCUGUAAACAUGGGCUUGUGCUCCCUGGGGAGUACAGAAGGAGGAGAGAGAGACGAGACCUCACAGCCUGUUGCGAGUGAUGAGCUGUGGGCUGGGGCUUGUGGCGUGGCACCCCAGGAGCUGCAGCUCCCUUCCCCGGCAGCCGGGCCGGGCGUUGCUCCUCGUGCUUCCUCGAAGCAGGUGUGAGGUCAGCACAGGAAGGCAUUGCUUCUGUGCCAGGAUCCCUCCGGGCCAUCCUUAGCCAUCUUUGCCUCUUGAUGCCUUACCUGCUGGAGCGCGGCUGUGAGCGUGGCCGCUCCUCCUGUCCCCAGCAGCCCCUCACGCUGCAGCCUGGCUCACUCUUUGCUUGCACAUCCUCUGGGAGCUGCACACACCCUCAUUCUCGCUCUGCAAAGUGCUUUCCUCGGGGCACACCGCAGGCUGGGGCAGGGAUGGACCUUCAAUCACCUGCACGCAAGAGCCAGAAGGCACUUUGUCUCUCUUCCCCUCUUGCUGGAGGGAGGACAGGGAUCAGCCAUGUUCCACCCUCCCCGUUCUGACCUCUGCUGCCUCCCUGCAGUUCCGUGUCUCUGGCACAGGCAUUCCCCUCUCUGCUGUAGGAAACCAUGGUUUGGCAUCUUGCGGGGGGAAAGGGGCACAGGCGCUCCCCAGGAGCAGCCAUGCGUGCUGCAGAUGGAGCUGGGCCUCGAGACACUUCUGUUGCUGCCCUCCCAAGCCCCACUAAGUGCCUGUCACCAGAACUCGAUUCCUUCUGCAUCUCCUGCCGUGUUUGGUCAUUCCUUGCUGCGUCCGCCCCAGGAGCAGUUUGUAGUUGCAGCAUCUGUAAGUGUUUGCAGGGUGAGGGAGGGCUGGGGGAGAAGGGGCCAUCUCAACAGUUUCUGUUCUUAAAUGUUUUUUUUUUUUUUUCCUGUUGUUACUUAUUUGGUUUUCUGUUUCUGUUUUUUUGUUUUGUUUUUAAAGUGAAUGUAUUUGAUUGUUUAGAAACUUUCCUGACCUUGUUUUUAAAUGGGUUGGUUGGAAAGCUGUUUCACCACGACCCGCUCUGCUUAUCUCUGGAGAUACGAUGUUCUUUUAAUCCUAUGAUGAUGUGUUUGUAGGGGAGGACGGUCCCCCCACGGCAUGCUGGUAAUGCUCACUUGUACCAAGCCCUCUUGCACUAUAAUCGUAUGUUGGACUCUUCGACAGGGCAAAGGUGGUGGUUUGUUUUGUUUUGUUUUGUU
Molecule: messenger RNA, 4591 nt
Organism: Tympanuchus pallidicinctus (lesser prairie-chicken)
Lineage: Eukaryota; Metazoa; Chordata; Aves; Galliformes; Phasianidae
Gene: CSNK1G1
Product: casein kinase 1 gamma 1
Exons: 14
Coding region: 484-1857 (457 amino acids)
Biological process (GO): positive regulation of canonical Wnt signaling pathway; signal transduction; endocytosis
Cellular component (GO): nucleus; cytoplasm; plasma membrane
Molecular function (GO): protein serine/threonine kinase activity; ATP binding
Source: RefSeq, a predicted model, not a curated record